This is a messenger RNA of Ostrea edulis (European flat oyster), 1668 nucleotides long. Its product is annotated as general transcription factor 3C polypeptide 5-like. The transcript is spliced from 10 exons. Gene Ontology annotation, cellular component: transcription factor TFIIIC complex. Bases 41 to 1570 code for a protein of 509 amino acids. The record is from RefSeq and is a predicted model, not a curated record. Gene Ontology annotation, biological process: transcription initiation at RNA polymerase III promoter. NCBI's taxonomy places the organism in Eukaryota, Metazoa, Mollusca, Bivalvia, Ostreida, Ostreidae.
GGAGAAUAUCACGAAGAGAAAGUCCAAAGCGAAAGUAAAAAUGGAGCUGGAAGUGGAGAAGGCGCACAAUUGGACAGACUUUGACAAAUUAACUACAGUCCCAUACAACAAAAACAGAAAGUUUGUGUGUAUUGAAUAUCCUGGAGUAGUGAAAAAUGUUGAGAAAGCCAUUGGUACUCUAGGUGGUAUUCGUAAUAUAGAAAAGGUAUAUGCAAAUGUAAACCAGCGAGUGGAUUUACAUUUUCAACCAACCAACAUGUUUUGUAAACCUGCUUUUGCGGAACGUACGUCAACUUCUAGCCUCUUAAUGAAAGUUAAACGAAGAAGGAGAAAAGGAGAGAAUUGGGAGAACUGCCAGUUUCAAGUAGAAGUGCUAGGACGCAUUGAAAUUAUAUAUAAAUUUAAUAGUAUGGCAGACUUUCAGUAUCUUCCUGUUGUGAAGGGAUCUGAUGGCAAGCAGGAACAGAUUCAUGAUAAAAUUGUCUUAACUGGCUUUCAGGAUAGAAAUGAAUUCUUAGACAGGGAUGUCCCGAUUUUUCUUCCACCUGUUAUUUUCUCAAGGUUUGAUUGCCCAGAUAAGGACUACUUGUACAGAGAUGGAGUCAUCCAUAAACCUGGUUAUGUAGACCCUGACAAGGACAGACCAGCCAACCUCAUAGGAACAGUGAGGGAGAGGAGGAAGGUGUUCACCGUGUUCCUGAACUUCAACGAUGAGGUCCCAGACAAACCUCAGGAGGAGGUGCUGGUCAACCUCAGAUUCAAAUACAACGAACCAGAACGGGAAACGGAAAUGAUGAAGCUUUUUGAGCAGAGACCUAUUUGGUCCAGAAUGGCGUUAAACCAUUUCUACACGGGAAGAAGAGACAAGGUUAAAUAUCUCUUGCCGAUGUUUGCCUGCUACUACCUCAAUGGCCCUUGGAGGUGUCUUUGGGUCAGAUUUGGCUAUAACCCUCACAAACAUCCAGAGGCCAAAAUGUACCAGACUGUUGAUUAUAGGAUUAGACAAACUUCCCCUGGAGACACUGUUGGAGUGGCACUGAAAAGGUCUCCCAAUGUGAUAGCUUUUCCUGCAAUGAAGAGGAAGAAUAUAAAUGUUGCUAAAAUCAAUCUUACCAAGGCUCAGUUACCUAGAACUAAUGACCCAAAAGAAGACUCCAAAAUGAAGGAACCAUUGCAUGUGUACAUACCAGAACGGCUACCGCCCUGCAGACAAAUGUUUUACCAAAUGUGUGACAUCCAUAUGCAAGAUAUACAGUCAAUUAUCAACAGCACCACAGCUUCUGUAUGCACAGAGAAGGAUGGCUGGUGUCGUAAGGGAACAAUAGAGAAGUGCCGCGACAUCAUGUCCAAAAGGGCACAGGGAAUCAUGGACAAAAAAGGGGUGUCACUGGCCCAUCAUAUCAUUGGGUCGCGAGAAAAACACAAACCUCCCAAAACAGACGAAGACGACGAUAUCAAAAUGGAAGAUCUUGGUGACGAAGAUUAUGAUGACAUCGAGGAUUUGAAUGACGAUCAGCUGGAGGAAGAUGACGUCAAUGAGAUGGAGACAGAGAUGUUAGACUGUGUGUAGAGAAGAACAGUUUAACAAUACACUCAUUGUUUGCAUACCGUAAAACCUCAUGGUCAAAGUAUGUAUCGGUGAUUUUUAUAUUAAAAGAAAUAUUAAAA